AUGUUUUUGACCUAUAAUUCUCACAUCAAUGGCUAAGCUUUCUUUGAUCUCUAUUCUUCUUUUUCUAGGCUUCACAUUAUCAUGUGCAGCUACAAAUUACAUUGUGGGGGAUAGUUCUGGUUGGGACAUUAGCACUGAUCUUGCUUCCUGGGCGCAGGACAAGACAUUCACCGUUGGAGAUGUUCUAAUUUUCCAAUACUCGUCGUCAGAUAGUGUGAAUGAAGUGACAAAAGAAGCUUAUGACGGUUGCAACACCACCAAGGUUAUUAAGACAUAUACAAAUAAUGGGAACACGACGGUUACAUUAACAAGACCUGGAGCUUGGUAUUUUAUUUCUGGGAAUAGGUUAUAUUGCUUAGGAGGAAUGAAACUUCAAGUAAAUGUACAAGGAAAUGAAGCAGAUUCUCCGGUGGCUGCUCCUCAAGGGCAGCCAGGGGCAAGUAAUGAUCUUCCUCAGCCUUCAAAGAACAAUAACCCUAUUCCUACUUCUUCAGGGUUUGUUUAUGGCGGAAAGAAUUAUCUUGGAAAAGUCUUUUUUGGUUUUGCGGCUACUGUGUUGUUAUUGCUGAGUUGACAGGAUAAUAAUCUGAAGGUUGUUUCUCAUUUUGAAUAUGUAUAACUAUUUUAUUUAUUGCUUUAAUUUGGAUGGAAACGUUUUUUUUU
Jatropha curcas is the source of this 663-nucleotide messenger RNA. RefSeq names its product Cupredoxin superfamily protein. Gene Ontology annotation, molecular function: electron transfer activity. Gene Ontology annotation, cellular component: plasma membrane. The record is from RefSeq and is a predicted model, not a curated record. NCBI's taxonomy places the organism in Eukaryota, Viridiplantae, Streptophyta, Magnoliopsida, Malpighiales, Euphorbiaceae.